Messenger RNA from Owenia fusiformis, 2037 nucleotides. Lineage: Eukaryota; Metazoa; Annelida; Polychaeta; Sabellida; Oweniidae. The record is from the annotation of a GenBank genome assembly.
GGGCAACUAAGUACGGGUUUGAAUAAUGGCUGCCAAUCCUCCUUGACAUUUGGUAGAGCUUUGGGUGUAACAAUAUGUUAUUCCAAACUACAUAUAUAUAAUACAAAUUGGUUGGUGUAGGAACAUAUUAAAUUCUGGCAGGUUGGUAUAGAAACAUCAUUAGGAUCCCAUCAAAGUUAGUAAAGCCUGAUAUGUAAGACACCAGGACUACAGAUAGGAUGUACAUGUACAAUGUACAUGUAUCAGGUUUCAGAUAUAAUAUCUGAAAUAGUUUGUCUGCUGAUGGCUUGUUACUGAUUCAAAAUGGCAGCCCCCAUGAAAUCAAAAUUUCGAAUUCUGGAGUUUUAUAGUGGAAUAGGCGGUAUGCAUUAUGCUGCCAAAGAGAGUGGUUGUGAUUUCACAGUGGUGGGUGCAGCUGACAUCAACACAACAGCCAACCAAGUGUACACUCACAACUUCCCACAGACAAAACUGCUGCAGCGUUGUAUUGAGUCCUUCAGUGUCAAAGAGCUUGAGAGUUUGGAUCCAAACAUGAUCUUAAUGAGCCCCCCUUGUCAACCUUUCACCAGGGUAGGGCUACAGAGGGACUCGGAAGAUCCAAGGACAAAGUCUUUUUUCCACAUACUGUCACUAAUUCCAAGAUUGCCCUGUAUUCAGUAUAUUCUAGUUGAGAAUGUGAAAGGCUUUGAGACUUCUCUCACCAGGAACCAACUGGUAGAUACACUCACUAAAUGCAGUUUCACAUUCCAGGAGUUCCUGUUGACCCCUACCCAGUUUGGGGUGCCCAACUCAAGGUUGCGGUACUACAUGAUUGCUAAGCAACCCCCAUUACAAAUGAACUUCACUGUACAGAAUCACAUUAUGUAUGAGUUACCAGAGGCACAUGCAGAAAAGCUGGGAGAAGUAUCAUCAGCCAUAAUGCAUCAACAUGGGGAUGUCCCUCGCCAUACAGUUGAACACACGGAUGAUGCCAAUAUUGUUGACACUGAAUCAGAAGAUGAUGGUGUUCCCAAAAGACUUAAACUCUCAAAUGAUGAAGAUAAAAUGAAUGAUAAUGAACAUAUCACAAAAGUGGAUGAAAAACAUGCUACUACCAAUGAUAAACAUAGUACAAUAGUAGAUGAUGAACAUACUCCGACAAAGGAGUCUCAACAUGAUAAAAGUGCAAUUAAACUACAUGAAAAGUAUACACAUCUAUGCGAGCCUAUAUCUAAAUACCUUGAGAAUGAAUCUGAACAUUAUUUCACAGACUAUUUAGUUAAGGAUAAGGAACUGAAAAGGGCAUGGGUGAUGGACAUUGUGCAGAAAACUUCAAAACUGUCAUGCUGUUUUACGAAAAGAUAUGGCCACCAUAUAGAGGGAGCUGGCUCUCAAAUACAACAAUCACAAAUAGAUAUGUCGACUGUUUUCUCUCAGUUGAAGAAGCCCAUUUCACCAGAAGAUCUGCCAAUACUUCACACACUCAAGCUGCGUUACUUCACUCCUAGAGAAAUAGCAAACCUACUCUCUUUCCCACAAGAAUUCAGUUUCCCAAAGCAAACUAGUACAAUACAAAAAUACAGAGUCCUCGGCAACAGUCUCAAUGUCCUUGUGGUCUCAAAAUUAAUCAAACUGAUGACGUCAUAGCAAUACUGUUGAUGUCUUAGCAAUACUGAUGAUGACAUGACAUAUUUUAUAACACUACUGAUAAUACCGUAACACAUCUGGGGAUUUCAUAUCGCAAGAGAUGAACAAUUGGUGAAGUCAUAUAAAGAAAUACUGAUAUUCUAAAUAUAUUCCGAGCAUAAUGACUGAUGUGCUUUCAAAUGAUGAUGUCAUAACAUUGAUAUUAUGUGUUGUUAAAUCACAACAUUGGUUUGACUACUAUGGACAAGUGCUACUCUACUAAAACAGUGCCAUACUGCAAUAUGUGCCUAUCACCACGAAGGAUGUCAUGACAACUGAGGGUAUCAUAUCAUGACAUUCUAUUUUAAAUAUAUUUUCAAAAAAUAAACUUGUCAUGCGAUUGCCAAGUGACAACAACCAAUAUGGACUGAU